UACCUGUUUGUUUGUUUGUUUGUAGACACAUCCCUCUUAUCUUGUCCCCCCUUCUUUGGACCCAGCAGUGUCCGCAUGGCAGCAUCCGCGCAUGCGCAGCGCAGCCUGCGCGUUACAGUCAUGAAGUUGAGUCUAACGCUUAUGAACAGCCUGCUGCUCAAACUUGGACGCGGACUAAAAAUAAUGGUUUUUCCUGCACAAGUCAGAGGUCCCUGCACCGAGACCGAGUCCCGGACCGUCCGUAUGACCUGGUAGAGGUCUCUGGUCCAGUGUAACUCACUUCUCGGGCUUGUGUUUUGGGUAGUUUUUUGGAUCGGUUUAGUUUAUAAAGUCUUGCCGGUAAUGGGCAGCAGUGGCUGAAGUGCCUCGGAGCGGUCAGUGACGGGCUGCAGACAGCAGGGAGAGCUGUGCGUCGACCACACGCUGCAUUUGAUGAUGGUCACAGCUCCAAUGAAGUGAAGCAAAAGCUGCGAGAAGAUUUCUGCGUGGGACAAAAGACAGUCAUACUUACAGUGAGCAGUGGAUCACGACUAAAGAAGUCAUGGAGGCCUCACAGGACCUCAGCGAACAGAUGGUGAAGAAAUCACACAGUGAAUCUCAUGUUCCAGACCCUUCAGACACCAGGUCUAUGGAAAUGCAGGACCUAGCCAGUCCUCAUAACCGCGUGGGAGGUGGAGAAUCCACAGGCUCCAAACUCGACAAGAACAACCUUGGAAGCCCCUCCAUCACCACCAACGGAACAGGAGGUGAAAAUAUGACCAUUCUAAACACAGCUGAUUGGCUGUUGGGCUGCAGCAGCUCACCACCCGCCCCGGGAUCCAAGGACUAUGUGAAAACCGAGCCUAUGAACAACAGCGAUGCAGUCACUACAACAGGCGAGACAGCGCUAGACACAUAUGCAGGCUCAGUAAUCACCAGCAGUGGAUACAGCCCUCGCUCUGCCCAUCAGUACUCUCCUCCCUUAUAUCCUUCAAAGCCCUACCCUCACAUCCUCUCCACACCUGCAGCUCCCCCGAUGCCGACCUACGCUGGUCAACCUCAGUUUAGCAGCAUGCAGCAGUCUUCUGUCUACACGGCUUACUCCCAGACAGGACAGGCCUAUGGACUGUCCACCUACGACCUCGGUGUGAUGCUGCCAGGCAUUAAGACAGAGAGCGGUCUGGCCCAGAGUCCGUCUCCUCUGCAGACGAGCCUCAGCUACAGCCCCGGCUUCACCACACCUCAGCCUGGUCAGACUGCAUACUCACCCUAUCAGAUGCCAGGUUCCAGUUUCACUCCCUCCUCAGGCCUUUACAGCACCAACAACUCAGUGUCCAACCCCGCCAACUACACUGCCACACAACAGGAUUAUCCCUCAUAUACCACGUUUGGCCAAAACCAGUACGCCCAGUAUUAUUCCACCUCCACUUAUGGGACUUACAUGACCUCUAACAGCGUGGACGGUACCGGCUCCACAGCAGCCUACCAGCUACAGGACCCCAGCCCGGCUUUGACUGGACAGGCUGCAGAACUUCAUCCAGGGGACUUUGACACAGUGCAGAGCCCCUCAACGCCCAUCAAAGAGCUGGAUGACCGAGCCUGUCGGAGUGGGGGGUCCAAGUCCAGGGGAAGGGGCCGCAAGAACAACCCCUCCCCUCCCCCUGACAGUGAUCUAGAGAGGGUGUUUGUGUGGGAUCUCGAUGAGACAAUUAUUGUCUUCCAUUCUCUGCUCACUGGUUCCUAUGCACAAAAAUAUGGCAAGGACCCACCUAUGGCAGUAACACUGGGUCUAAGGAUGGAAGAGAUGAUCUUCAACUUGGCCGACACACACCUGUUCUUUAAUGACCUGGAGGAAUGUGAUCAGGUACAUAUUGAUGACGUAUCAUCAGACGACAAUGGCCAGGAUUUAAGUACUUACAGUUUUGCAACUGAUGGCUUCCAUGCAGCUGCAACUAGCGCCAACCUGUGCCUGGCUACGGGUGUCCGCGGCGGCGUCGACUGGAUGAGGAAACUGGCCUUCCGCUACCGACGGGUCAAAGAGUUGUAUAGCACAUACAAAAACAAUGUGGGGGGUCUGCUGGGUCCUGCUAAGAGAGACGCCUGGCUGCAGCUCAGGGCAGAAGUCGAGGCUCUCACUGACUCCUGGCUCACACACGCACUCAAGUCUUUGUCCAUCAUCAGCUCCAGGAGUAACUGUGUCAACGUGUUGGUCACCACAACGCAGCUCAUACCAGCACUUGCUAAGGUUCUCUUAUACAGUCUGGGGUCGGUUUUCCCUAUCGAGAAUAUUUACAGUGCAACAAAAAUAGGCAAAGAGAGCUGUUUUGAGCGUAUAGUCUCCCGCUUUGGCACUAACAUUACAUAUGUUGUGAUUGGCGAUGGGAAGGAUGAAGAGCAUGCAGCCAGCCAGGUAAACAAACAUCUCCUGAACUUUGACCCCUCUGACCAUGUGACCCUCCUUCCUCCCCUUGUUUAUUUGUUUUUUGCAGGAAAAGAGAGUUGCUUUGAGCGCAUAAUGCAAAGGUUUGGCAGGAAAGUAGUGUAUGUUGUAAUUGGGGACGGUGUGGAAGAGGAGCAGGCGGCCAAAAAGCACAACAUGCCUUUCUGGAGGAUAUCCAGUCACUCUGAUCUGCUGGCACUACACCAAGCACUGGAGUUUGAGUACCUGUAGCUAUUUUAAGAAAUAUGGACUUAAGCAAUAUUUCAUGUGACGACGGACAUUGUCGGCAAGGCAGCGCCCCCUACCCCUUCUUCUUUUGUAUAACUAUUUAAUAACAAACAAUACACUGCAACUGUUUUGUGAUUCCCCAUCCCCUUUUGUUGGGGUUUUUUUUUUUCUUUUUUUGGAAUAUUUGAAUUUUACAAACUCUCUACGGUCUUAAAAAGUGAUGUCAAGGCAGAGGCAGAUGAAUUAGAGGACAGCAGGGGAUGACAUCUCAUCUAGCUACAGCACUCCUGCUCAUCCUCUCUGCCCGCGAUGUUGAGGACGCACCUCCCUGACAAUCCAGCAGCUGGAUUAGAGACACUUGGUGCAGACAGAAGGACAAACAUUGGUCCGGGAUGCGGUGUUUGACAAACGUAGGCAUAUUUAUUCUGAGGCAACAGCCUGGUCUGUUGUGGGUCACAGGAGGUGAACUGUCCCCUUACAAUAAAGGUCUCUUUAUAAAUGGUAGGAUUGUGUGUUUGCAGGAAUAAGAGCUGCUUUUAUAUGGUGGUAUAAUCAACUCAACAAUGCAGUCUGUGGCAGCAAUUCAUGUAAAUUAUUAACCUUGAACUUAAGAACAGUGGUGGAUGCUUUAAAAAAAAAAAAAAAGGAAAAUUUUAUGUUUUGGGUCUUUUUUUUUCUCUGGAUUUUGUAUUUUUUUUUUUUUCUUUUUUGAGAAACUGAGGAUGUGCGUAAUGAUGUGUUGUGCCUUAACGUGUUUGAAUGUCUUUUCUUUAUUUACAAAUGUCUAUGUAUGUAGAUAUAAAGAAGUAAUGUUAUCCAACAAACUUCUGCCUUGUGUCUUUUUUGUUAAAAAUUCAAAAACACUUCAACACAGCUUCCUCUAUUACUCUAGUUUUUUUUUCAUGAACCAGACUAAAAUAUCACGUAAUUUACAGGCUGCAAUUUUUGUAUUUUCUUCUUUUUUAAAUCUGUGGUUCUGAAAACUUCAGUGAACUACCUCUGACAGUAACUCAAAUGAACAAAUACAAAAUAAAGCAAAUGAGCACACUAUACCAUGUCUCAACCAUGUACAAUUAGACACAACUGGCACAUUAAGUUAUAACACAAAACACAAGCUGCCACCAGAAAAA
Molecule: messenger RNA, 3777 nt
Organism: Cynoglossus semilaevis (tongue sole)
Lineage: Eukaryota; Metazoa; Chordata; Actinopteri; Pleuronectiformes; Cynoglossidae
Gene: eya4
Product: EYA transcriptional coactivator and phosphatase 4
Exons: 20
Coding region: 542-2650 (702 amino acids)
Biological process (GO): multicellular organism development; negative regulation of extrinsic apoptotic signaling pathway in absence of ligand; positive regulation of DNA repair
Cellular component (GO): nucleus
Molecular function (GO): protein tyrosine phosphatase activity
Source: RefSeq, a predicted model, not a curated record